AUGUCCACCUCGAUCGCCGUCCCAAGGACGGCCCCCAUAGCUAUCGCGCCAAAACCCCCCGCGGCACGCUUCCCACCGAGUCGACAGGGCAGUGUGCACCACCACGGCCACAACUUUGACUCUUACGGGAGCGGGUUCAACUCGCCUGAUUCGGGGUCGGUGCUGAGCUUGAACACGCCGCCGUGCGAGGCUUGCCGGAACAGGAGGAGUGAGUGCGUUAUGGGUGAGGAUACCGAGGAGCACUGCGUGGCUUGUCAGUAUAGUGGGACCGAGUGCUCGUUGGUGGAGAGCAGUGGGAGUAGCAGCCCUUUGGGGGCGAGGAAGAGGAAGUUGAAUGGAGGGGAUGGGGCGGAGGAGGGGAGGAGUAAGAGGAGGUGA
Molecule: messenger RNA, 378 nt
Organism: Podospora anserina S mat+
Lineage: Eukaryota; Fungi; Ascomycota; Sordariomycetes; Sordariales; Podosporaceae
Exons: 1
Coding region: 1-378 (125 amino acids)
Biological process (GO): regulation of DNA-templated transcription
Molecular function (GO): DNA-binding transcription factor activity, RNA polymerase II-specific; zinc ion binding
Source: RefSeq, a predicted model, not a curated record